AUGUUCUCGCGCACAGCGCGGAUGGAUGACGUGCUGCUGGCGUGGUCAGUUCCCCGCAAGUUCCUAGAAGGAAACCCGCCGGCUGUGGUGCGGGCGUCCCUGGGCCGCGUCGAGCAGAGCGAGCGGACGGCGGUAGCAGACGCCGUUUUGCUUGCCAGACUCGUCGGGGUAGCGCCGCCGGGAGUAGUGGCCCGCGCGCUUCUUCGUCCGAUGCCAAGAGUGGGCGGUCGCAUUUCGCGCCCGACGCCAAGUGCGGACGAUCGCUGGCGCCGCUUGCUGCCAGAAGAGCAGCGCGGAUAUUGUCCAGUACCGUUGGCGUAA
Prorocentrum cordatum is the source of this 321-nucleotide messenger RNA. NCBI's taxonomy places the organism in Eukaryota, Dinophyceae, Prorocentrales, Prorocentraceae. The record is from the annotation of a GenBank genome assembly.